Messenger RNA from Colletotrichum destructivum, 1314 nucleotides. RefSeq names its product Putative Sirtuin family, DHS-like NAD/FAD-binding domain superfamily. Bases 1 to 1314 code for a protein of 437 amino acids. The transcript has 4 exons. The record is from RefSeq and is a predicted model, not a curated record. Gene Ontology annotation, biological process: negative regulation of transcription by RNA polymerase II. Gene Ontology annotation, molecular function: NAD+ binding; transcription corepressor activity. Lineage: Eukaryota; Fungi; Ascomycota; Sordariomycetes; Glomerellales; Glomerellaceae. Gene Ontology annotation, cellular component: nucleus.
AUGGCCGACUCAGCCCCCAAAGUAGCCGAGAAAGAGCAUCGCGAGCCUCAGGACGUGGUGAACGGCAAGGCCCAGGAGCUCGUGGACCAGAUCAAGAGGAGCAAGCACUUCAUCGCCUUCACCGGCGCAGGCAUCUCCACGUCCGCCGGAAUCCCCGACUUCCGUGGCCCAGAGGGUGCCUGGACGUUGCGGGCCCAAGGACGACAGAGGACGGGUAAAACGACUAGCACGCUACAGGCCAUCCCGACCAAGACUCACAUGGCGCUCGUCGAGUUGCAGAACAGGGGCAUCUUGAAGUAUCUCAUUAGCCAGAACUGCGACGGCUUGCACAGGAAGAGCGGCAUACUCCCGGACAAGAUCUCGGAGCUCCAUGGCAACAGCAACAGGGAGUACUGUAAAGAUUGCGGCAAGGAGUACCUCCGCGACUUCCGUGCGGUGGCAAGCUACGAAAAGACGGUCCGCGAUCACCGCACCGGCCGCAAGUGCGCCAUCUGCGGCGGUACCCUCCUCGAUACGAUCAUCAACUUUGGCGAGUACCUGUUCGCCGAGCCGCUCCAGCGCGCGCGCGACAACGCUAAGAAGGCCGACCUCUGCCUCGCCCUCGGCUCAUCCCUCACCGUGCCGCCCGCGUGCACGAUCCCGGAGAGCGUAGGAGAGAAGAAGCGCAGCCGCGCGAACCCGGAGGGCGGGCGGCUCGUCAUCUGCAACCUGCAGAGCACGCCGCUGGACCACCUCUCCACGGGGCUGAGGGUGUGGGCCACGACGGACGACCUGAUGGAAAGGGUGAUGGAGAAGCUGGGGCUGGAGAUCCCCGAGUUCGUGCUGAGGCGCAGGCUCAUCGUCGAGCUCGAGGCCGUCAGGGACGAGAGGUUCCAGGUCGAGGUCAGGGGCGUCGACGUCGACGGCACGCCGGCGACGUUCCUGCAAUCCGUCAGGAUGGAGGGGAGCAGGCGGUGGGCGCGGGCGGAGCCGUUUGUGAUUGGGUUCCGGCUGGAGUCGGGGGACGAGAUGGACGUGAAGCUCGAGCUGGAGUUCAUGGGCCACUACGGCGAGCCGAACUUGGAGAUCAUUCAAGAGUACGCUGGCGAGGGUAGGUUGGAGGUCAUGUACCUGCUUGAGUACAGUCCUUCGAGCGGGGAAUGGAAGGUGAGCAAGUUAGACAGCGAACUUCCCGUCGAAGGCGGCGGAGGAACUGAGCGGGAUGAGGAGAGGGAGGACUCGUUGAUGAUCUCGGCCGAAGAGGCUGGAGUGCCGAGCCAUGUUGUACCUUCGUCCGCCGCCAGCGAAAUCAUCGACCUGACGUCUUCUCCGUGA